AUGCCCGGCUCCGUGGGCCAGCCCGACGGCGACGGGGGCGGCCCGGGAGGGGGCGGCCGGGGGGCGGCCGCGGGGGACCCCAGCCCGGGGACCCCGCCGCCGCCCCCGCCCGAGGGCGCCGAGGAGGCCGCCCCGGCGCCCCGGCCGCCGCCGGAGCCCGACGACGCGGCCGCCGCGCUGCGCCUGGCGCUGGACCAGCUCUCCGUGCUGGGGCUGGGGGGCGCGGGCGGCGCGCGGGAGGCGGCGGCGGGCGGCGGGGACGGCGCGGCGGCGGGGGGCGCGGACGGCGGGGCGGCGGAGCCCGCGCCCCCCGACGGGCCCGAGGCGGGCGCCCCCGGGGCCGCGGCCGCGCUGUCGCUGCUGGAGCCCGCCGCGAGCCCCCCGCCCCCGCCGCCGCCCCGGCCGUCGCCGCCCGACGUGUUCGCGGGCUUCGCGCCCCACCCGGCGGCCCUGGGCCCCCCGACGCUGCUGGCCGAGCAGAUGAGCGUGAUCGGCAGCCGCAAGAAGAGCGUGAACAUGACCGAGUGCGUGCCGGUGCCCAGCUCGGAGCACGUCGCCGAGAUCGUGGGGCGCCAGGGCUGCAAGAUCAAGGCUCUGCGGGCCAAGACGAACACGUACAUCAAGACGCCGGUGCGCGGGGAGGAGCCGGUCUUCAUCGUGACGGGCCGCAAGGAGGACGUGGAGAUGGCCAAGCGCGAGAUCCUGUCGGCCGCCGAGCACUUCUCCGUGAUCCGCGCCACGCGCAGCAAGGCCGGGGGCCUGCCCGGCUCGGCCCAGGGCCCGCCCAACCUGCCGGGCCAGACCACCAUCCAGGUGCGCGUGCCCUACCGCGUGGUGGGGCUGGUGGUGGGGCCCAAGGGUGCUACUAUCAAGCGCAUCCAGCAGCGGACGCACACGUACAUCGUGACCCCCGGGCGCGACAAGGAGCCGGUGUUCGCGGUCACCGGCAUGCCCGAGAACGUGGACCGCGCCCGCGAGGAGAUCGAGGCGCACAUCACGCUGCGCACCGGCGCCUUCACCGACGCGGGCCCCGACAGCGACUUCCACGCCAACGGCACGGACGUGUGCCUGGACCUGCUGGGGGCGGCGGCCAGCCUCUGGGCCAAGGCCCCCAACCCGGGCCGGCGGCCCCCCGCCGCCGCGGCCGGCCUCCGAGGGGACAGCGCUCUGGGGGCCCGGGGCCCCGAGGCCUUCUACGCGGGCAGCCGCGCGGGACCGCCGGUGCCGGACGCGGGGCCGGCCAGCCCCUACGGCGGCGCGGGGAACGGGGGCUUCACCUUCAGCGGGGACGGCCCGGGCACGCCGGCGGGGCCGCCCGCCCCCGAGGACUGCGACUUCGGCUUCGACUUCCUGGCCCUGGACCUGACGGUGCCGGCCGCGGCCACCAUCUGGGCGCCCUUCGAGCGCGCCGCGCCCCUGCCCGCCUUCAGCGGCUGCUCGGCCGUCAACGGCGCCCCCGCGCCCCCGGCGCCCGGAGCGCGGCGCAACAGCGGGGCCGGCACCCCGCGCCACUCGCCCACGCUGCCCGAGCCCGGCGCGCUGGGCCUGGAGCUCCCGCUGGCGCGCCGCGGCGCCCCGGACCUGGGGGGCGCCCUGCCCUGGCGCCCCGCGCAGGGCGCCCUGGCCGCCUUCUCCAGCGGCGCCGGCUUCUCCGCGGCCACCUCGCUGCCCAGCGGCUCCGCGGCCUCCCCGUGCUCGCCCCUGGACUCGAGCGCCCCCGACGGCGGCCGGAAGCCCGCGGCCCCCGCGGCCCCGGCCCCCGCCCCGGCCCUGGCGCGCGAGUGCGUGGUGUGCGCGGAGGGCGAGGUGAUGGCCGCGCUGGUGCCCUGCGGGCACAACCUCUUCUGCAUGGACUGCGCCGUGCGCAUCUGCGGCAAGAGCGAGCCCGAGUGCCCGGCCUGCCGCACGCCCGCCACGCAGGCCAUUCAUAUCUUUUCCUAGCGCGGCCGGGCGGGGGGCGGGGGGCCGGGGGCCGGGCCGCGGGUGUGGGGGGCCGGUGCUUACAGACGCUGAGCUUUAACUCCGUCCCAGGCGUGGAAACGGCGGCCCCGCGACCCAGCUGCGCCUCGGUCAUUAACAAAUAACAGUAUUGAGCGACAGGUUAAAAUAAACCAGAGAGAAAAGGUCUGCUUGCACUUUUUAUUUAAGACACCCCUCCAGGGUGAUCUUUUUAAGAAAAAUAACACAAUUUUUACAACUCUCUGUUGUCCUUUUUUUGUACGUAGCCGAUUUCUGAUUUGACAGUGUUUUCACGGUGGUUUCAGCCUCUAAAGAAACGUCCACGGAAGGAUGGCGGCAUUUUUACUCCCUUUUUGGGGCGAACCAGUUACCUUUUGUAUGUCAGCCAGGCACAGGGAGGAGGGGCGGGCCCGGGGCGAGGGGCAUCCCAACCAGAAAUUUCUAACUUUUUUGGUUUAAUUAUUAAUCCCCUUCUGCUGUGAUUUUUGUUGUCAGUUUUUUAAUUUUUUAAUUGUUUUUUUAAACUUUUACUUUUUACCUCGUGUAUAUGUAGGGAAUUUAUAGGGAAAUAUGUACUUUAUGGAAUAAAUUUUAAGAACUAAAAUAUAUUUUAUUUUAAAUAAAGUAACGGACCUUUAAUCUUACACAACUAAAGUACUGAUUAUAUAUUUGCUGAGUGACUUAGGGUUAAGAAAAUUGUAUCAAGAGUUUUAUUUUUUGACUUCAAAUCCUUCUUAAUAAAGUCUUUUUACUACACGUGAG
Molecule: messenger RNA, 2721 nt
Organism: Talpa occidentalis (Iberian mole)
Lineage: Eukaryota; Metazoa; Chordata; Mammalia; Eulipotyphla; Talpidae
Gene: MEX3D
Product: mex-3 RNA binding family member D
Molecular function (GO): RNA binding
Source: RefSeq, a predicted model, not a curated record